AAUUUCCGGUCUAGCAGCUAAACAAAUUCAAACCGCUGAGGUCGUUAUUACGAGAGGUGAACGUUGUUUGGCAAGCAUCUAAGAGAUAAAGAUUAUUUUAAAGGAAUUAUAUUUUUGUAUUAAGGAAGAUUAUAUUUUAUCAAAGUUGACGAUGGCGCUAAGAAAUCGACCAGUGCUUAUGAAUAAUGUUAAUAAAGAAAAUGUUAUAAAUUCGAAGUCAUCUAUUGCCGCAAGAACAGUAACAACUAAAAGAGCCGUAUUUGGAGAAUUAGGAAAUAAAGUAAAUACACAAAGAGGAGCAGAACCUAUUGAAAGAAGUAGUUUGUUGUUAAAGGAAAAAAAACAAAUAAUCUGUAAGAAGAAUGACGUUAAACAAAUUGAAAAAGUCGUAGAAAAAGUUAAAGAAAAGCCUGCAAAAGUACAAGAAAAGCCACAAGUGCAAUUAGUUAAACCCAUACCAAAAGUUCAAGUUUCUAUAGAAACAAAUUCAUUACCAUCAGCACCUACGAUAUCUACAACAAAAGAAAAAGAAUCAUUUUCGUCUGAUCUUAUGACUGUUGAAGAUAUAGAUGAAACGGAUAAGGAAAAUCCAAUUCUGGUUUCUAUGUAUUGUAAUGAUAUAUAUGAAUAUUUAAGAAGUUUAGAAAAAAGAUUUCCUAUUAAAAAGGAUUAUUUAACUGGACAAGAAGUCACUGCCAAGAUGAGAAGUGUUCUUAUAGAUUGGCUUAUUGAAGUACAUCAACAAUUUCAUCUUAUGCAAGAAACAUUAUAUCUUACUAUUGCUAUAAUCGAUAGAUUUCUUCAGUCAUACAAGACUAUAGAUAGGAAAAGAUUACAGCUGGUAGGUGUAACAGCAAUGUUUAUAGCUAGUAAAUAUGAAGAAAUGUAUUCACCAGAUGUAAGCGAUUUUGUGUAUAUAACUGAUAACGCAUACACAAAAUUAGAAAUUUUGCAAAUGGAACUGCUCAUUUUAAGAACUCUUGACUUUUCAUUUGGACGACCAUUACCACUUCAUUUUUUAAGAAGAUAUAGUAAAGCUGGAAAGGCACUUCCCAUACAUCAUACAAUGGCCAAAUACUUUUUGGAACAGAGUUUAGUACAUUAUGAAAUGUGUCAUUAUUCACCAAGUUUAAUAGCAGCAGCAGCCAUAUAUUUGGCAUUUGUAAUCCUUGGUAAUAAUGAAGAAAAUGAAAAUAAGAAAAUUUGGACAAACACUUUAGAAUAUUAUAGUAAUUAUACUAAGGAAGAUAUAUUACCUGUUGUGAAGGAUAUUGCUGUUAUUAUAACAAAUGCAGAUAAAAGUAAAUAUCAAGCUGUGAGAAAGAAAUAUGUAAAUGCCAAAUAUAUGAAGAUUAGUAUUCGUCCAGAACUUAAAUCCCCAACUAUAGUUGCCAUGGCAAUAGAAGACAAAUAAACUUAAUCCUUUCACUAAUAUCAUUAAAAAUAAAUAUUGCAGAAAGAAA
Vespa crabro (European hornet) is the source of this 1463-nucleotide messenger RNA. Its product is annotated as G2/mitotic-specific cyclin-B. Lineage: Eukaryota; Metazoa; Arthropoda; Insecta; Hymenoptera; Vespidae. The transcript is spliced from 5 exons. Gene Ontology annotation, molecular function: cyclin-dependent protein serine/threonine kinase regulator activity. The coding region runs from base 152 to 1414 and encodes 420 amino acids. Gene Ontology annotation, cellular component: nucleus; cytoplasm; cyclin-dependent protein kinase holoenzyme complex. Gene Ontology annotation, biological process: mitotic cell cycle phase transition; regulation of cyclin-dependent protein serine/threonine kinase activity. The record is from RefSeq and is a predicted model, not a curated record.